CGCCAUAAUUCCGACGUCCACCUCGCCUGCGAUCGCUAUAUUGAGCGCAAUGAAUUUCGCUCCCUAUCAGGAUGAAUCACCCGAAGUCGAGCGGGCAAUGUCGCCUGCCCUCGGCGAUGCCAAUCGCGUGAAAUCGCCCAUUAUCCGAUCUCCUGUCGGCUCUCCUCCGGUUCCAGGUCUCACAUCCAACGCGCUUCCAUCACCGAGUCACUUUGGCGGCAGUGUUCAACCAGGAGCAACUGGGUUCGGAAACAGUGGCUAUGGCGGAGAUGUCGAAAGUGGGAGAUGGAACAUGGGGGCUUUCGAUACGAGUCUACCCAUCCGCAUGGAUUAUGAAGCUAUGCUGGCAUAUCUUCUUCUGCCUCCUGCGGGGGGUGUCUUCCUUCUGCUAGUAGAACACAAAAGCGAUUAUGUACGCUUUCAUGCAUGGCAGUCAAGCAUGCUUUUUACCGUCAUGUUCAUCAUUCAUCUCAUAUUUGCUUGGUCGAGCUUUUUCUCGUGGACUUUAUUUCUAUGCGAUUUGGCCAUGAUCGGUUUCUUGAGCAUGCGUGCGUAUCGGGACGUUGACACACUCGACCACUACGAAGUUCCCAUUUUUGGCCGCCUGGCAAACUCCUUUGUUGAUGACGAAUAAACCUAAUUCCACUUUCAAUGGCGAUGCAUCCGUUUCAUAUACCCCUCCCAUUAUGUUUCUCGUGCCAACUAAGCAUCGCUUUUCCCCAUGG
This is a messenger RNA of Aspergillus caelatus, 725 nucleotides long. RefSeq names its product DUF4870 domain-containing protein. The record is from RefSeq and is a predicted model, not a curated record. Lineage: Eukaryota; Fungi; Ascomycota; Eurotiomycetes; Eurotiales; Aspergillaceae. The transcript has 4 exons. The coding region runs from base 50 to 634 and encodes 194 amino acids.